Messenger RNA from Coccidioides immitis RS, 1468 nucleotides. RefSeq lists its product as uncharacterized. The transcript has a single exon. Lineage: Eukaryota; Fungi; Ascomycota; Eurotiomycetes; Onygenales; Onygenaceae. The record is from RefSeq and is a predicted model, not a curated record. Bases 351 to 1199 code for a protein of 282 amino acids.
CAAAGUCUUUAUCUUCACAGCUCUGGAGAGUUGUGACAUAUUCCCUAUCUUUAUGUGAAAAACCAAGUCCUUACUCUAAAAUUUAGUGAUGGCCUUGACAGUCACAGUAUCUGGCAUGCCAUGAUGCCCUGGGGACGGGGCAUUACCAUCACCUCCACUUAUUGCUCAUGUUGGGAUGUCCAUUGAAGCAUACAUAAAUACUCCCAGAGUUGCUCCUCUACAGUUGCAAAGAUCAUCGCUCUUCUACAUUCCUUUGACUGUGCACACUACUUGGUUGACCAGUUCAGUCCUCGCGACCAAAGAAUCGACCUCAUUAGUUCUAGUCACUUAACUUUCUAUAGCUAGCGGGGAUGGCUGAGACUGCUCCUGCUCCUGCUCCUGCUCCCCAGGCUGCUGAUGAUGAAGAAUCCAUCCUCCACGAACUGAAUGAGGCCAUAGCGGCCAACCCAGAACUGCGAGCCCCAACCCCCAAGCCUGCCGAAGGAGAAUGGGAAGACUUCGAUCGCCUUCUUGCUGAAAACCCACAGUUAGCCGCUCCAGUUAUAGCAUCCCCCAAGUCAAAAUCGUUCUACAAGUCCAAGGACAAAUGGGAGUGCCGCCAUGAAGGAGAAGAAAUCCAGACUGAUAUCGAGCGAGAUCCAGGCGAUGGGACACCCGAGGUUCUCAUCAACGAAGUCAGAGGCAUUUGUAACAAGUGCAUGGAGAAAUGGGUCAACCUCGAGAAUGCUCUGGAGCCAGAUGCCACCGAACUUGGAGGAAGCUCUCAUGGUCCUGCCGGGCCGCCAACAUAUGACCAGGCGCAGGGUGCUAAUGUGCUCGACGUGGAAGAUGACGAUCUGCAUCCACGUCCGUUAUUUGAUAUAGACGAUGGUCCUGGCAAGGGCAAGGGUCGCGCUGGUGGCCAUGUUCGCUAUGGCUCCGAUGACAAGGUUGAUGACGACGAUAGGUCAAUGUAUUCCCAGGAAGACGGUUUCAAAUAUCCUCCACCUGGUCUGCAGCAACGUCAUCAGGGAAGGUCCUUCGCUGAUGAUGAUGAUGAUGAUGAUAACGAUGACGAUGUACUCUAUGAUAUGCAUCCUGAUGGCCGACUGCACGAGGGUUCUCAAGGAGCCAGCUUGCCUAAUCAGGCCCCUCCUACCUUUCGGUCGGACGAUGAAGAUGAAUUCCCUCCAGUCAAUCCCCGUGGAUCGCAACGCUAAGCCUCCUAACCAACUCCAAGCGUAAUUCCGGGCAGGAUAUAUGUUGGUAUCAUAAUUUUCAACGAGGUUAUCCCAAUAUAGUGUUUGCAUGGCCGGAGAUCGUAGUUUAUUUAUUCCCGAAAUAGUCAUUUCGGGUACCCCUGCUUCUCCUUUCCAUGGCAUGGUCCGACGGGAUUCCCGGUGUUGACGUUUCUCUCAGACACAUUUUGCUAUAUGUGGUUGUAUUAUUAGAUACUCAAUAACCAAUUAAAUUCCACUUCACAUACCAA